Miscanthus lutarioriparius is the source of this 1527-nucleotide messenger RNA. The record is from the annotation of a GenBank genome assembly. NCBI's taxonomy places the organism in Eukaryota, Viridiplantae, Streptophyta, Magnoliopsida, Poales, Poaceae.
AUGGCGGCGGUGCAGGCGACUGCCCCGCUGGCUCUGCUCCAUUCCGGCCUGACUCGCCGAGGCCGCCCGUCCCUGCUUCAAGGCGAGGCCACUCGUCGCUUCUGCUAUGCUCUGCUCCGUGACUCUGCUAUGCUUAAUAUAAUGGCAAUCAUUAGUCCACCUUCUGUCAACAAUGAGAACUAUGAUCCUAAGAAGCCAGAUAAGGUGACAUGUACUCUUUGCGACACUGAGGUUUCUGGAGGGAUAAAAAGGUUGAAGCAGCAUCUGGCAGGUGGAUAUGGAGAUGCAAAAAUGUGUCCUAAGACCACCACUGCCAUUAGGAAGGAGAUGAGAGAUUACUUGGAAUCCAAUAAGAGGAGGAGGCCAUUGUUCAACGAAGAGGAUGAUGAGUCACCCGAGAAACCAGCAGAUGUGGUGGUGGCAAAGAUUGAGGAGAUUGGGGAAGACAAGGUGGUUCAAGUUAUCACCGAUAAUGGGGCUAAUUACAAGGCAAAUCCCAUGUCUUUGCUAAUCGCUUGGAUCUUAUGUUUGGAAGAGAUAGGGAACUUGAAGGAAUUUAAGAAGCCCAUUGCAAGAGCCAAACGUGUCACAACUUUCAUCUAUAGGCAUGGGAGAAUUCUUAGUUUGAUGAGAGAAAAGACAGGGGCUGAUCUUGUGAGACCUGCAGCCACUCGAUUUGCCACCUCUUUCCUCACUUUAAAAAGUUUGCACAAGCACAGAGAUGCUUUGAAGGCUUUAUUUGUUAGUGAAGAAUGGUUGGGGAACAAAUUGGCAAAAAGCUGCAAUGGUCAAGAAGUGCACAACAUUGUGCUCUCUAUGGAAUUUUGGAAUUCAGUUGAAGAUUGCCUUAGAGCUUCAGCACCUCUGCUUAUUGUUCUUAGGGUGGUUGAUGGUGAUGAGAGGCCUGCAAUGCCAGAGGUUGCAGCACUAAUGAAUCAUGCAAAAGAGAAGAUCAAGCUCAGCUUUGCUACUGAAAACAAGAAAACCUUACUCAAGAAUAUCAUUAAGAUCAUUGAGAAGCGUUGGGUCACACAAAUGGACCAUCCUUUGUAUGGGGCUGCACCAAUGCAUACAAAGAAAAGAAAUAGGUUGUUGCAUAAGCGAUUAAAUGACAUUGUGUUUGUUUCCUACAACCGGAAGAUGAAGACCAGGUUUCAGUUAAGGCGUGAGAAAAAAGGGAAAAAUUUUAAUCCUUUGGUCAUUGAGGAGUUUGAUUGGGACAAUGAGUGGGCUGACUCCUCCUAUGUUCAUCCUCAAGGUGCCCGUGGAUGUGACAAUGGUGACAAUGGCCGCAAUCUUCCAAGGAAUGCCAGCAGCAAGCGUGCAAGAAAUGGACAGUCAAGGUUGGCUGAACUUGAAGAAGACUUAGGUUUGGCCAAUGAAGAAGAGGAAGAGGAAGAUCCACAUGACGAUGCUGAUCUUGCUGUUUGGGAGAAGAAAAGAGAGUUCAGAACUUCAGAUCAUCAAAAGGGGUUGUAUGGCACAUGGAAGAAGGCAACUGGAAACAGGAGGAUCACUGCUACAUGA